AUGAUGUCUCAGAAGAAGAUUUUCCUGAUUCUGGUGGCAUUUAGUACUGUCAGUUUGCUGUUGCAUCAGGGAGGCCACCUGAGUUGGACCAUGGAAGUGUUACAACUGACCGACUCAUCCAUCAACUCUCAAACUGUCAAACACACCAACAUAGUCUUCCUCAAGACGCACAAAACAGCCAGCAGCACUGUGCAGAACAUCUUCUUCCGCUUUGCUGAGCGCAACAACCUCACAGUGGCGCUGCCGGUCACACCAUGUGACCACCAGUUCUGCUACCCGUGCAUCUUCAGCAAACAUUUUGUCCACCCCUACACCAUGCCUCCAAACAUUGUAACCAGCCACAUGCGCUUUAGCCACUCUGAGUUGAAACGCAUUAUGCCCAAUAACACCCAUUACAUUACCAUCUUGCGUGAACCUGGUGCCAUGUUUGAGUCCCUGUUCAGCUACUACAAUCAGUACUGUGAUAGUUUCAAGCGGGUCCCCAAUGGAUCUCUGGAAGCUUUUCUGGAAAAGCCUUGGGCUUACUAUCGUCCCGAGGAGAAAGAUUCAAUGUAUGCUAGGAAUACACUGACCUUCGACCUGGGUGGAGAUAAGGAUAAACCGUACAAAGAAGUGCUGACGUAUGCGAAGCGAUUUGCUGCAGAAGUGGAGAAUGUGUUCUCAUUGGUCAUGAUUGCAGAACAUUUUGACGAAUCCCUAAUCCUGAUGCGACAUCUGUUGUCAUGAGAUCUAGAGGAUGUGCUCUACAUCAAGCAAAACAUGCGCAUGCCUUUGUCUAGAAGCAACCUUUCUGAAGCACAUCUGAACAAAAUCCGGGAAUGGAACUCCAUCGAUGCUGUGCUGUAUGACCACUUUAACGUCUCACUUUGGAGUCAGCUGAAAGAACUGGGUCUAGCUUGUGUUGCUAGGGAAGUACAGCUGCUUCGUCAUGCCCAAGAAGAGAUGGUACGUGGCUGCUAUGGUGGCAGACUGCCUCCACUCCGCUCAGCUGUGGAGAUUACCAACAAAGAUCUGCGGCCCUGGCAGCCCAGCUACAAAGUGACUAUUGUUGGCUACGACUUACCCGAGUCUGGCAUGUCACAGGACAAGUGCCUGAAAAUUAUCAUGCCUGAAGUGCAAUAUACAAAGCGACUGCUACACACGCAGAUCCUGCAUUACAGGAGCAAGCAACAUUCAAGAAUAAUAUGA
Molecule: messenger RNA, 1188 nt
Organism: Tachysurus vachellii
Lineage: Eukaryota; Metazoa; Chordata; Actinopteri; Siluriformes; Bagridae
Gene: gal3st3
Product: galactose-3-O-sulfotransferase 3
Exons: 2
Biological process (GO): glycolipid biosynthetic process
Cellular component (GO): membrane
Molecular function (GO): galactosylceramide sulfotransferase activity
Source: RefSeq, a predicted model, not a curated record